This is a messenger RNA of Tetrahymena thermophila SB210, 924 nucleotides long. RefSeq lists its product as hypothetical. The transcript is spliced from 9 exons. The record is from RefSeq and is a predicted model, not a curated record. NCBI's taxonomy places the organism in Eukaryota, Ciliophora, Oligohymenophorea, Hymenostomatida, Tetrahymenidae.
AUGAAAGACCUAAAAUCUUCAAAAAGUUAAAUCAAAAAGGGCUAAGAAAAAAAUUGGACCCUUAAUUCUAAUUUAGGAUCAGAGGCAUCUCUAAAAAAUAGAGAGAAGAUGAAAGAGCUUAAAAAAGACGCAAAAUCUGUACGGGAAAUUAUAAAUGAGUUUGGAAUUUCUAAAGCUCACUUGCAUAGAAUAACCAGUGAAAAUUACACAGGCCCUCAAAAAAAAGGUAGAAGAUAGUAUCUUACUGAUGAUCUAAGAUUUACAAUCUUAGAUAGAAUUUUAAGGAAAAUGAAAGAUGACACCUAAAGGACUAACUUCUUAAAUAUGAAGCCAAAAGAGUUUAUCUCACUUUUAAGAAAGGACCCUAUAAUAAUAGAUUUAGAGGGGUAGGGAAAGGGUAACAGAAGUACUAACUUUUUCUACCCCGAGUGCAAACGCUUCUAAAGUCUUUUUAAAGAAAACCAAAAAAUCCUAUAAAACUAUAACACAAAAAUCAAUGCUGAGCCAUAUUAGGCUCAAACCCAAAACUAAUAUUAGGAAUCUCUAAAUUAAUAGGAUUCCUCCUUAAACGAGUACUUCGAUUCCACCGAAAGUGCUCUAUCUCAAAAUAAUACUUAAAUGCGCGAACAACUAUUCUAAGCUAAUUAAAAUAGUUACUAUUUACCUAAUUAAAAUUUUGGUGAUGAACAAUGCUAAUCUUAUGAAACUAAUUAAUUUGGAAAUCAAUCUAAUAUAUUUAUCCAAAGAAAUUAAUACGAAGGUUUUUGCAAUGUGAAUUACCUAAAUAAUUAAUUCAAUAAUACAUCAUAAGCCUAAAACUAAUCAGAAAUUAUAUCAAAUUCUAAUGAAGAUUGUUUAGAAGAUAUUUCUAAUUUCCUCAAUUUGUAGGAAAUUAGAGGAGGAUAAUUUAAUGAUGAUCAAUGA